Molecule: messenger RNA, 1635 nt
Organism: Saccharomyces mikatae IFO 1815
Lineage: Eukaryota; Fungi; Ascomycota; Saccharomycetes; Saccharomycetales; Saccharomycetaceae
Exons: 1
Coding region: 1-1635 (544 amino acids)
Biological process (GO): transmembrane transport
Cellular component (GO): membrane
Molecular function (GO): transmembrane transporter activity
Source: RefSeq, a predicted model, not a curated record
AUGGCAUCGAAUAAAAUUGCUAAUCUAACAAAAGCGCUUCAAGAAAUAAGAAAUAAAUGCCAAAAAUCUCCAUACCAGCUGAACGUUAAUGUCGGAUUAAUUUUCCUGGGUUGUACUUUUGACCUGUUGAAUGUGGCAAGUAUGAUCUCCCUUAUAGACGAUCUUGCAAAAAAAUACAACAUUUCCUAUACAACGGCCUCAUGGUCAUUGACUUCCUAUGCUGUGACCUUUGCUGGUUUUAUUGCAUGUAUGGGUCGACUUGGUGAUAUAGUAGGAAACUCAGUUCUUUUUACUAUAAGUUGUUCCUGUUUCGCCAUUUUGUCACUUCUUUGCGCAGUUAUGCCCAACUUCCCAGCUUUUGCUGUCUUCAGAGCUAUCCAAGGCAUCUGUGCGGCGGGUCUUGUACCGUGUGCUUAUGCUUUGAUUCCUAUUCUAGCUCCAAAAGAAAAAGUUCAGAAAUAUUUCUCGAUAGUUUCUUGUGGGUUUAGCUCCACCAUAGGCCUUGGACUCAUAAUUGGAGGUGCAUUUGCCGCUACAAAGAUAGGAUACAGAGGAAUUUUUUAUCUGACAUUUGCAGUGAUGUCCCUUAUUUCAGUGAUUGCAUUCUUCUUUACUUAUAAUGUUGAGAAUUUUGAUAAAAAACCCCAAAAAAUUCAAGCUCAAACUAGUGUCAAGUCACUCGAUUUCAUCGGUUCGCUUAUAUUCGUAGCUGGGAGUAUACUGAUUGUUGUCGGUCUGACAGAAGGCGGUGAGUCGUGGAAUAGGCCUGUCACCUAUGUAACACUAAUUAUAGGAAUACUUUUGUUUUUUGGGUUUUUUGUGUGGAAUUGUACAUAUGCAAAGAUCGUUAGGGGAAUUAGAUUCGUUGGUAUUGAUACCUCUAAGUACUUCGAAAAGGUUCAGCUUUUAAUUCCUGUAGAUGUUCUUUUCAUGAAGAACUUUAUACCCAUUGUUUUGGCGUUCGCACUAAAUAAUGCUUGUCUUUUUUCGUGUCUCUAUAUUAUUGACCAAUACUCUCAGUAUGCAGAGAAAGACAGUCCUCUCCUUGCUGGUGUCAAACUAGUCCCUUUGAUAAUAUGCAUGGUUGUUGGUAAUGCAUUAUGUGCAUUUGAGUCUACAAAGUUGAAGCCUAGAGUUGGAGUUGCCCUCGGCUUUUCUCUAGCACUUGCUGGAUCUAUUAUACUAAUUCAAUUGCACUUGAUUAAGGAUAACGUAUUCUGGAAGAUUUUUUUCAGUUCUCAAGCCUUGGUAGGCUUUGGAGUUGCUAUUUUUUAUCCUUACGCACUUCAGAUUGCUGUGGGAGGAGCUCCAGAUCAAUCAAAGGGUAUCGCAUCCGGUGUGGCACAAACGUUUGGACAACUUGGAAUCGAGAUAACAUUUUCGGUUAUGGCUUCCGUUCUUGGGGAUAUUAACGAGAUGAAAGGGAAAGAGGAUGCAAUUCAGAACUUUCGUACUGGAUUUCAAAACUGUUCAUAUUUUACUGUUGCGGUGGGUGCGCUUGGUUUUUUGGUGACAGCAAUAUGCAUCAGAGACAUUCAUACGCCUAAUGACGAUAUUUCGGAUCUCGAGUCUUCAAUUCAUAGAACGAAAAUAGAAAUGGAUCAAGAGAAGGAUGGUCCCGAAGGAAAAGCCUAA